Procambarus clarkii (red swamp crayfish) is the source of this 1533-nucleotide messenger RNA. Lineage: Eukaryota; Metazoa; Arthropoda; Malacostraca; Decapoda; Cambaridae. The record is from RefSeq and is a predicted model, not a curated record.
AUGUUUACCGAUGGCUCCUCUCCACCAGAGUCCGACCCCCACACCAGAGACGCCUGUCAACCCGGACCCUGUUGCUCCAGUCAUACCUGCGACUACAUCAUCUGCAACGAUACUGCCACCAACGGCUCCUGCAGCAACGAUACUGCCACCAACGGCUCCUGCAGCAACGAUACUGCCACCAACUGCUCCUGCAGCAACGAUACUGCCACCAACGGCUCCUGCAGCAACGAUACUGCCACCAACUGCUCCUGCAGCAACGAUACUGCCACCAACUGCUCCUGCAGCAACGAUACUGCCACCAACGGCUCCUGCAGCAACGAUACUGCCACCAACUGCUCCUGCAGCAACGAUACUGCCACCAACUGCUCCUGCAGCAACGAUACUGCCACCAACUGCUCCUGCAGCAACGAUACUGCCACCAACGGCUCCUGCAGCAACGAUACUGCCACCAACUGCUCCUGCAGCAACGAUACUGCCACCAACUGCUCCUGCAGCAACGAUACUGCCAUCAACGGCUCCUGCAGCAACGAUACUGCCACCAACUGCUCCUGCAGCAACGAUACUGCCACCAACUGCUCCUGCAGCAACGAUACUGCCACCAACUGCUCCUGCAGCAACGAUACUGCCACCAACUGCUCCUGCAGCAACGAUACUGCCACCAAAUGCUCCUGCAGCAACGACUCUGCCACCAACUGCUCCUGCAGCAACGAUACUGCCACCAACGGCUCCUGCAGCAACGAUACUGCCACCAACUGCUCCUGCAGCAACGAUACUGCCACCAACUGCUCCUGCAGCAACGAUACUGCCACCAACUGCUCCUGCAGCAACGAUACUGCCACCAACUGCUCCUGCAGCAACGAUACUGCCACCAACUGCUCCUGCAGCAACGAUACUGCCACCAACUGCUCCUGCAGCAACGAUACUGCCACCAACUGCUCCUGCAGCAACGAUACUGCCACCAACGGCUCCUGCAGCAACGAUACUGCCACCAACUGCUCCUGCAGCAACGAUACUGCCACCAACUGCUCCUGCAGCAACGAUACUGCCACCAACUGCUCCUGCAGCAACGAUACUGCCACCAACUGCUCCUGCAGCAACGAUACUGCCACCAACUGCUCCUGCAGCAACGACACUGCCACCAACUGCUCCUGCAGCAACGAUACUGCCACCAACGGCUCCUGCAGCAACGAUACUGCCACCAACGGCUCCUGCAGCAACGAUACUGCCACCAACUGCUCCUGCAGCAACGAUACUGCCACCAACGGCUCCUGCAGCAACGAUACUGCCACCAACGGCUCCUGCAGCAACGAUACUGCCACCAACUGCUCCUGCAGCAACGAUACUGCCACCAACGGCUCCUGCAGCAACGAUACUGCCACCAACGGCUCCUGCAGCAACGAUACUGCCACCAACGGCUCCUGCAGCAACGAUACUGCCACCAACGGCUCCUGCAGCAACGAUACUGCCACCAACGGCUCCUGCAGCAACGAUACUGCCACCAACUGCUCCUGCAGACCUCACCAUGUCUUCUGA